AUCGUCUCCUGUUGAUAGCUACCCUUAUUGACCUGUCGCCGGCCUCUGCUCUACCCUAGCUAGGUACAUGUGCUUGAUGCACUUUCCCUUCCGGCAGCCUGGAACGUUCUGAACAACCUUGAACUUCUCCUGCUCCCCCCCCCCCCGGCCCGGCUUUUGUAUACAUAUGAGUGCUACCCCGGACUUUGACUAAAAGCCACAACUGUCCCUUUCCCUCUUUCCGACCUCAACCAACUGCCAGACAAAUCGCUCCUUUGCACGUGCUAUCGGCCAGCACGCUUCUGUUCAACCCCCUGAGCCAACUCGGGGGCUUCUUCUCCCAGUCCUACCCAGGGACCUUUCCACCAGGAUCCGACCAUGUCUGGCAGGCGGGAAAGCCUCUCUGUCCCAGAGAGGACCGACACCAAGGAUCCCGGCGCGCGAGAGCUAGAUUCUGAUUCCGAGGACCACUUCUCCGACGCUCAGUCCGCCCCUCACAGCCCAAGUGCUUCCCCUGUUCCCAAGCUUCGAGUCGAGAAGACCAGCAAUGAGCCUUCCUAUGGCGAAGUCCCCGGGACGGAGGCGUACAAGUUGCGGCAGGAGGAUGCUGAGCCGGAUGAGAUAGCGGUUGUCACCGAGGAGCAGGAGGCGGGUCAAGAGGAGGAACAAGAGCUCAGAUCACCCACUCCUGGCGGCCGUCCCAUCCCCAAGACCGUGGUUGAGGAGAGCGACGGCAACACGGAGGAACAGUCCCACCCAGAGAAGAAGUACACGGCAGACACGCCGGCAGAUAUUGUACUCAAGGCUGAUGGGUCUUCGGACGGGGAAGAGGGAAAGGACCAAGAACCAAUAUCACCAGCAUUGUCCUCGCCAUCGUCCGUCCACUCGAGGCGAAAGUCCUCUGUUGCCAGUCACGAUGAGCCCGCCGAUGAUGGCUUCGCCGAUGACUUUGACGACUUCGAGGACGGUGAUGACGACGCGGACUUCGGCGACUUCGACGAUGGUUUCCAGGGGCCCGAAACGCCCGCCCCUCCUCCCGCCCCAUCAGCAGCACCGGCCGUACAGCCCUUGUCAUUCCCCAUACCGGACUUCGACGGCAUGGACACAGACGACAUCUUCAACACCACAGAACCCUACCUCAACGCCCUCUUUCCCACCACAGCAGAAGACGAGGGCAUCACAGUAACACCGCCACCAAAAGACAAUCCUAUAUUCUUUACUCCACGCUCUGCCUCCCUGUGGUCCCAGCUCGUCGCCCCACCACCGCUUCAACCGCCUGACUGGAUCCGUUCGCGCAUCCGGCGACUUUUCCUCGUUUCCCUUGGCGUUCCUGUCGACCUGGACGAGAUUCUGCCAGCGUCAAAACAGAAGAAGCUGGUCUUGCCCUCAGUCCACUCACCCAGGACAUCCAACGACUCCCGCAGAUCCGGCUCGAAAGGCCCCUCUCGCAUCAAGACUGGCCAGCCGGGGCAGGAGAGCGGCAGCCCAUCAGAUUCAGGGGGCGGGACAGGCGGAGGCGGAGGGGGUGGAGGGGGUGGAGCGCGCACCGGAACGAAGCGCAAGGCCCCGCCGCCCGAGUUCGACCUGGUGGCCGCGAAGCAGCUGUGCGCGACGACCGACGAGGCCCUCGACGGGAUGACGGACGCCGAGCUCAAGGAGCACGUCAAGAAGCUCGAGGGCCUCGACGGAACCGCUAAGUCGGUCCUUGACUACUGGCAGCAGCGGACGGACGAGCAGAUUGGGGAGAGGGAGGCUUUCGAGGGCGUUAUCGAGAACCUGGUGAAGCACGCCCGCAAGACGAGAAAGUAGAGAUGGAUUAUGCGUCCAUGGAAGACAAUGACGAAAAUGACCGGCGGGCAUAGAUACUGGAAGCAGGCGGAGGCACUCGGAGCAUAGGAGGUCUGCUGUAAUGGAACUUCGGAAACCCGUCAGGCUUGACGACUAGAACUUUGGGCCACAGACUCGAAGGCAGAAGCACAACUUUCACACUGCAGGUACCUGCUUGUGGAGUUGAGGAAUUUAAUAUACACACAUUUGUAAGCA
This is a messenger RNA of Diaporthe batatas, 2022 nucleotides long. RefSeq lists its product as uncharacterized. The transcript has 4 exons. The record is from RefSeq and is a predicted model, not a curated record. Lineage: Eukaryota; Fungi; Ascomycota; Sordariomycetes; Diaporthales; Diaporthaceae. The coding region runs from base 358 to 1788 and encodes 476 amino acids.